AUUAAAAAAAAAGGAAGCAGCUGGCGGGUUCCAUGUGUAAAUGUGCGGAAGUCAAAUGACUAACAAAAAAUUAUACUGUAAUUACUAACAAAAUAUAUUCUAGUUUGUUAUAAGUUGUGAUUGAACGAUAUCAUAUUCAAGUUCGGGACAGUCCAGAAAAAAAAGCAGAAGAUGGUUAAAGUUUUCGCAAUCCUGAGGCCAGUGAUCCGCCUCCUGAUGAAGUUUUACGGAUUAUCUCCGCAAAUAAUCGAAACCGAACCCGGAACCCAAAUAAAGAUCUGGGCUCCGUCCAAAUCCAAAUCCGAAUCCAAACCGAAUAUCGUAUUCCUGCAUGGCUUCGGCGCUGAUGGCAUCCUCAACUGGUUGUCCCAAGUCAUGGCAAUCUCCAGCAACUACGCAGUCUACGUGCCGGACCUCCUCUUCUUCGGCGAAUCCAUCACCGACAAGCCAGGGAGGUCAACGGCGUUUCAAGCGGAGGUCAUAGCCGCGGCGUUGAAGAAAAUCGGUGUCAAAAAGUGCACUGUUGUGGGACUCAGUUAUGGCGCAUCAAUAGGGUUCAAGAUGGCAGAGUUGUGCCCCGAGCUGGUUGAGUUCGUAGUGGCUAGCGACACCAUAAUUGAGUUUAAUGAGUCGUUGAGUCGAGCUGUUGUGGAGAAGUAUGGGUUUCCUAGCUUGCCGGAAUUUUUGUUGCCGACGACGGUUGAAGGGUUGAUGUCUUUUCUCACCAUCUGUAAUCAUGGACCUGUGAGUAUGCCUGGUUUUGUGGCCAAGGAUUUUCUAAAGGAGUUCUAUAACAACAGAAAGGAGAGAGCUGAAUUAGCAAAGGCAUGGGUCGUUCCUGAUGAUGAAGUGAAGCCCAUUAGUUUAAGCCAGAAAGUUCACUUGAUAUGGGGAGACGAUGACAAGAUUUUUACUUCCCUCACUGCUGAAGACACCAAAAGGCAACUGGGAGGGGAUACAACAUUGGUAUACAUCAAGGAUGGGGGUCAUGUGGUUCAGCAGGAGAAGGCGGAUAAUUACAAUGCGGAGCUCAAGAAAAUUCUUGCUUCCCUUUAUGCCAAAUCGAAGGAUGCUUAGUACUGUUUUGUAAUCUCUUGUUGUGUUAAUUUGUUGUUUUAACUUUUGUUGUUCUAUAUUUUUGUUGUCUUUUUUGUUUUUUUUCACUGUAGUUUGGAUGACUGGGAAGUCUCCAUAUUUUUCCAAUAAAAUGUGGAUGACAAAUUUAUAAUAUGUUACCGGCUUAUUCGAGAAA
Molecule: messenger RNA, 1252 nt
Organism: Daucus carota subsp. sativus
Lineage: Eukaryota; Viridiplantae; Streptophyta; Magnoliopsida; Apiales; Apiaceae
Exons: 4
Coding region: 172-1077 (301 amino acids)
Source: RefSeq, a predicted model, not a curated record